Messenger RNA from Anopheles stephensi (Asian malaria mosquito), 3383 nucleotides. RefSeq names its product short-chain dehydrogenase/reductase family 16C member 6 (gene Ldsdh1). Gene Ontology annotation, molecular function: oxidoreductase activity, acting on the CH-OH group of donors, NAD or NADP as acceptor. The transcript has 4 exons. Gene Ontology annotation, cellular component: lipid droplet. The record is from RefSeq and is a predicted model, not a curated record. The coding region runs from base 2070 to 3020 and encodes 316 amino acids. NCBI's taxonomy places the organism in Eukaryota, Metazoa, Arthropoda, Insecta, Diptera, Culicidae.
CCGUACGCGUGGCAAGGUCAACGCCAAGAAGGUGCGAAACUGCACCGAUACGUCGUGGAAUGCGACCGGACGGUGUACAGGCGCAUCGAAGGUUUCUGCCGAACGGAUAAGAGCGACCGCGGACAGCUAGAUAGACGAGUUACCAAAUGUUUCCCCCAGCUAUUGGAAGUCAUUGGAGAGAGGAGCUCAGGAGGUCGGCUAAUUCGUUGCUCGACAACUCCACCGCGGUACGUGGUCGGGUCGCAAGGGAUCUCACCUCCACCCAGGUGAAGACCGUUGACUUCAGAACUGGAACUAGCUAAUUGCACGCGUCGUGAGCUCGCCGCCGGCUGGAUGCAUGGCACUACCUGUCAUGACCUUCGCUGCACCUCACAUCUGUACUUCGCGACACUGUUAAAGGUCACUCAACUGGCAUCGAACUUCGCCGCGGAGUGGUCGGCGCUGAAGAGUUGAUCUGGAUCUGUGGCACAAUCUCUGCACAGCGGUCAGCACGGUUUGCCUUGAAGUUAUCCAUGCGUCCUCUUGUUGUUUAUUUCCAUUUUCUGCUGAGGACAUGGCAAGACGCAAAUUGUUUUUUUUUUUGUUUUCGUCUCAAUCGUCUUCUUCGGUGCGUUUCCUUGUCGUGUUUCUUCGCCGCCGAUCGGCUAACCACAUCACUAUAAAUGAACCGCGCUCAACAUCUGGAUCUCAUUUCUGGAUGUUUCUGGGAGGGUUUUGUUUUUUUUUGUGUUGUGUCUCUUCUUGGAGCCCACGGCUCAAAAGUACGUCACGCAAAAGACUCUGCUCUCGUGACAUCACUGUGGGGCUGUGGGAAGAAGUUUUGCCUGCGGUUCUUCUCGCUGUACUUUCGGUACCGAUAGUGAGGGCAAAGCAAGCAAAGCUUUGAUGCUCGUUGGCGAUGAUGAUUGCAAAUUCUUGCUUGCUGGACAAAAACUCGUUUCGUUGGUGUUGAAGUGUUCCUUCCUGUCCCGGCACCCGGCGACGACCGGGCGACGGAGAUCGCGUAUCGCGGCAUAGACAAGUGGCCUCCAUGUUCUUGGUCGCCUUAGGGAGCUGUGUGCCCUCGUACACCGGAUCUCAGGGGUCGACGGAUCCAUCUGCUGUGUCCUCUCCCACCAGUUUUUGACUUUGCAAAAAAAAAAGGGCGAGGUGGGGCAGGCAGCAGGAAGGCCACAUACACACACUAUCCAGCAAGAUGGAGGAUGGAGGCUCGCGCGUUCUGCGGCCAACGCCACUUUAAAACAGCACCGGUACGCCCGGACAAGCUUCAGUGUGCAGCUAGCAGCACAACGGUACGGGGGCACAGACUCUCUUCGGCGGGCUUUUCAGCAAGCAUUAUCCGGCUUGGGAAAAACAGCGAAACGCGUGGGAAGGUUCAAGUCUUUGAAGUGUCGGCGAGCACGGCAAUAGUGAGCGCAUAGUAACUGCGUGUCCGGAUUGCCACUCCCCCCUGUUCACGGAGCUCAUUCAGGCAAACAAACAAAAAAGUGUCAAAGUGUUUGAAAAGCCAUUCUAGGCAACGGUGCAACCGGAGUGUGGUCUCGGUUCCAAUCGCACAGCAAAACCUAACCUAUAUCAGAAAACCGCCUGAUAACCAAGGCGGAUCAACAGAAAGCCCGGCUGAUAAGACGCCCUGGUUCAGUUCUCGCCCAGUAAGUGUGUGUGUGUGUGUUGGUGUGGUGCGUGGCGAAGGUUCAUCAGGUCCACCUUCUAAUCACACACCAGUGCCCUGUAUACAUACUGCUGUGCGUGCGUGUUUGUGUGUUAGACAGUGAUAGCGCAUCGACCGUUUGAUACCGAAAUCGAACCCACGAAAGGCACACUUUAAUCGGGAAACCUUCGACGAAAUCCCAAUAAACACGGCUGUGUCACGACCGUCAGCCCUCAGUUGAACUCUGAACCUGUUACGAUACGGUGCUCCCGGCCAGUGCGGUCGAUCUGGUCCAACGCUCACUCAAUUUCCGGCGUGGCUCAGGCCUCAGUAGCGUGAGAAGCCCCAAUUCGAUCUCCAUCAAACGGUGCCUGCGUGUAGUGUCGUCACUCAACCGGAGCCAUAGCAUCCCGCAACAAUGCCUCAACAAGACCAAAACGCAACACCGAAUGCCGGCGUGAAGAUGUAUAAUCUGGUGAUCCUCAUCAUCGACAUUGUCGCCAUGUUGGUACGAUGGAUCUUUCACACGCUGGAAUCGUUCUACCGGUUGGUGGUGCCACCGGCUGCCGACACCGUGCACAACGAUAUCGUGCUGAUUACCGGCGCCGGCCACGGCAUGGGACGCUGUAUGGCGCUGCAGUACGCCCAGCUCGGUGCGACCGUCGUCUGUGUGGACAUCAAUGAGAAGAUGAACGCGGACACAGUCGCCACCAUCCGGCAGCAGCGUGGUAACGCAUUCGGUUACAUCUGUGACGUCACAAAUCGUCAGCAGAUCAUCGAGACAGCGAAGCAGAUCCAGCAGGAGGUGGGCACCGUUACGAUACUGGUGAACAAUGCUGGCAUCAUGCCGACUCAUCCACUGCUGCAGCAGACAGAGACAGAGAUACGCAAAACGUUCGAAAUUAACGUUAUGGCACACUUCUGGCUCCUGCAAAGCUAUCUACCCGGCAUGCUGGAGAAGAAUCGUGGCUACAUAGUGGCGAUGUCGUCCGUGGCCGGAUUGUGCGGACUGAACAACCUGGUCCCGUACUGUGGCAGCAAGUUUGCGGUCCGCGGCAUUAUGGAGGCACUGGCCGAAGAGUUGCGGCAGGACGCGCGUAAACCAAACAUCAAGUUCACCACCGUCUACCCGUACAUGGUCGAUACGGGGCUGUGCAAGCGGCCCCACAUGCGCUUCCCGAACAUGAUGCGCCUGGUAAAGCCGGAGGAGGCGGCCGCCGCCAUUAUUGAUGGGCAGCGGCGCGGUCUGGUGGACGUCUCGAUUCCCAAGUACCUGCUGUACCUGAACACCAUCAUACGGGUGUUCCCACUGAAGGUGGGUACGCUGCUGCGCGACUUCCUGGACAGUGGUGUCGAGUCGGAUCUCUAGGAGCGAACCUUCUAGCGCACCACAGACUCGGUGAUUCGGACGUUCGUUCGUUCAGUAGUUUAAGUAAGCAGUUAACGAUCAAGCUGGAUCAAAGCGAAAGCAAAACACACGGACCAACCACAGCCACCGAUGCAGUAGCCAUCCAUACUAGUGACGAACAGUACUGGGAAGUUACGAUUACUCUAAGUGACACAUUGUUGCGAUAGCAUGAAACCAGAGAAAGACUAGUGUAGAUAUCUGUCCACCAAACCUCUCACUCUCUCUCUCUUUGUCAUGUACACCUUAGCGAAAUAUUUUUUAUAACAGGGAUGGAGCAGGAUUAAUCAAAUAAAGUGAAAGGUGUUUUUUUUUAUAUGUUUAAUA